Messenger RNA from Sorex araneus (European shrew), 5789 nucleotides. It is a transcript of the gene AATF, whose product is annotated as apoptosis antagonizing transcription factor. The coding region runs from base 167 to 1870 and encodes 567 amino acids. Lineage: Eukaryota; Metazoa; Chordata; Mammalia; Eulipotyphla; Soricidae. The record is from RefSeq and is a predicted model, not a curated record. Gene Ontology annotation, cellular component: nucleus; nucleolus. The transcript is spliced from 12 exons. Gene Ontology annotation, biological process: regulation of transcription by RNA polymerase II.
AGUUGCCCGCCGGGAGCUGGGCGCCGGGUUCCGCGCGGUCCCUGACUCUGCUGCUGCCGCCUCUUGCCGCUGUCGGUGUCGCUGCCGCUAGGCCACCGUCUCGCGGCGAGAGAGCAUCUCGGCCGCGCCCGGCGCCGCACAUUCCCGAGCGAGAGACCCGGUGAAGAUGGCAGGGCCGCAGCCCCUGGCGCUGCAGCUGGAGCAGUUGUUGAACCCGCGACCGCGCGAGGCCGAUCCGGAGGCCGACCCGGAGGAGGCCACUGCUGCCAGAGUGAUUGACAGGUUUGAUGAAGGGGAAGAUGGAGUAGAUUUCUCAGCGGUGGGCAGCAUUAGAAAGCUGGCCUCGGCCUCCCUGCUGGACGCAGACAAAAGGUAUUCUGGCAAGACCACCUCCAGACAGGCUUGGAAGGAAGACCACUGGGACCGGACCCUGCCUGGUUCUUCUGACCAGGAAAUAUCUGAUGCGGAAGGGUCUGAAGCUGAAGAUUCCGAGGGGCUGGGGCUGGAGGAAUCUGAUGAGGAUGCUGGAAGUGCUGCAGAGGAAGAGGAGGAGGACGACGAUGAUGAGGAAGAGGACAAUGAACUGGCCCCCAGGAAGAAGAGCGGAAAGCUUGUCGGGACAGGGCCCAGCUUCAGGGCCCCGCGCAUCAGUGACUUCGAGAAAUUUACUGAGGGAAUGGAUGAUCUUGGUAGCGAUGAGGAAGAGGAAGAUGAAGAGGAGGAGGAGAGCGGCAUGGAAGAAGGGAAUGACGAGGAUGAGAUUGAGAGUGAGGAAGGUGAAGCUGAUGCCAGGAACAGUGAAGAUGAUGGUGUGGUGAUGACCUUCUCCAACGUUCAUGUUUCUGAGGAGGUGGAGAAAGGAAGAGCCGUCAGGAACCAGAUAGCACUAUGGGACCAGCUUUUGGAAGGAAGGAUCAAGCUACAGAAAGCUCUGUUAACUACCAAUCAGCUUCCUCAACCAGAUGUUUUCCCUGUUUUCAAGGACAAAGGUGGCCCAGAAUUUGCCAGCGCCCUAAAAAAUAGUCACAAGGCACUAAAAGCAUUAUUAAGAUCAUUGGUUGAUCUUCAGGAAGAGUUGCUGUUCCAGUACCCUGACACUAGGUAUCUAGUAGAUGGGACGAAGCCCAAAGCAGAAAGUGAGGAGGAGAUUUCCAGUGAAGAAGAACAAGUAGAAGAGAAGAAGAAGCAAAGAAGGUUUCCAGCAAAGAGGAAGCUGGAGAUGGAAGAUUAUCCCAGCUUUAUGGCAAAGCGUUUUGCUGACUUUUCAGUCUAUAGAAACCGUACACUUCAGAAAUGGCACGACAAAACUAAGCUGGCUUCUGGAAAAUUGGGGAAGGGUUUUGGUGCUUUUGAACGCUCAAUCUUGACUCAAAUUGAUCAUAUUCUGAUGGACAAAGAAAGAUUACUGCGAAGGACACAGACCAAGCGCUCUCUCUACCGGGUUCUCGGCAAACCUGAACCAGUAGCACAGCCUGUGCCGGAGAAUGUGCCAGGACAGCCGGAGGUCAUUCCUGAAGCUCCUGCCAACGCUCACCUGAAAGACCUGGAUGAAGAAAUCUUCGAUGAUGAUGACUUUUACCACCAGCUCCUUCGAGAACUCAUAGAACGGAAGACCAGUUCCUUGGAUCCCAACGAUCAGGUCGCCAUGGGAAGGCAGUGGCUUGCAAUCCAGAAGUUACGCAGCAAAAUUCAUAAGAAAGUCGAUAGGAAAGCCAGCAAAGGAAGGAAACUUCGGUUUCACGUCCUUAGCAAGCUCCUGAGCUUCAUGGCACCUAUUGACCAUACUACAAUGAAUGAUGACGCCAGGACAGAGCUGUAUCGGUCUCUGUUUGGCCAGCUCAACCCUCGGGAGGAGACCCCCACAGACUGACGCUCUACCUCGCCCACCGUGAGCAGGUGGUCAGAAACCGCAGAAGACCAGCAUGGCCAGAUCGACCCAGGAAGCCUGAGAGCAAGUGGCCUCACAUCCAGUGCAUCUCUGCGCCUCGGGCCACGCGAGUCCUGUGACCACCUCGAAUAAAGAGUCUGUCCCUGCCACGUGGAGUCUUGAAGCAGAGGAUUGAUUCUCGGAGCUUGGACAGGGGCACAAGCCUGCCGAGGGUUUUCCCUCUUCAUCGUUUUCCUCUAGCCCAGUGAUCAGUCUCAUCUUCCAUUAUAAAGCUCCAUGGGAGGACAGAUUCCGGGCCAAGAGGCUGCUUUCGGAGGGGCUGAUGUUUAGUCAUUAUGACUCCAAGGAGCAGGGACUCCCUCUCACCCCUCACUGCCACCCAGAAAACCCUGCAGUACUGGAGAUACUUGCCUGUCUGUCACAAAAUACAAACCUCUGACUCCUUUUUUUGUUUCCUUGUUUCACCCAUAAAGAUCCUGUUCCAUUCUCACCAUUCCUAAAUCACUUGAUUGAGAUUAGCUCUGGUGUAAAUCUAGCAGGAGGAAAUGAUUCACUUGUUUUUCAUCCAAAGGUCAAAAGCUGGAAAUUAAAUCCCCAUAAGGGGGAUUUAUUGGCCUGCUGUGGUCAAUAUGCAAUGGAGAUUAUCUUGCAUAAGUAAUGUGUGCGGGCCCGCCCGUGCGCGCGAGGGGACGGCCAUCUCCACGGCCCUCCCGCACUUCUCUCCUCCGGGCCGCGGACUGAGCGUGGAAGUGGGAUGCAGGCGCCUCACUGCUGUGCUAGUUCAUAACUAGGCAUGGUUUUUAAAAGCAAGCUUUUGAUGUUGUUUUGAGUUGUCAGAACCAAGUGACAGAUUUCUGUGCCCAGGAAUUCCACGUAUCAUUGACUUGGUGUCUGGGGACCGUCACAGUGCCUGAAGGCUGCGCUCCGAAGGCGGCGGGCCCGGAUGUAAUCUACCUCGCAGUUUAGCAUCAACUCCAGUGUGGCUGCUGCGCUCAGGAUGGGGCAAAUGCAGGGAGGAGGGUUUUCCCAUCUCACAUUAAUUGGACCUUGGUACGCGUGAUUUGUUUUCCUUGUCUCGGUAGUUACCUCUUGGGCUCAACUGUCAGAGAAAUGUUUAAUUUCCAGUGUGUCUCCCGUUACCCUAAAGAUCAAUCAGCAGGGAUAGGAGAGUCUCCCACAGACUUUCUUCAAAAUGAUCGCCUUUGGGAAGAGAUGGUGGCUGCGGUGCUGGGGGACCAGGCGGUACCAGGGGUCAAGCCUGGAACUCUGGCUCUGGUCCCUGGUCCCCACAUGAGCACUUUGUAAAACAUAAGCUGUCCCCACCCGCCCACCUGGCUGGAGCAUUCUGGGUGACGCACAUUGGAACCGUAAGGAACCUUGUAAUAGGGAACUUCCUGGGAGUUUGAUGCCGAGUUUCCCAGGGAGAGAGGGCCUUUAUCAUGGUCACUCUAGCUGAUGAAGAAAAAGAUUUAAACAGUGCUUCAAAAAAAAAAAAAAUAGUUGGAGGUCCAGCAUGUUUAAUAAAAAUGAAUUAAAAACAGGCAAAUAAGAACAGGCAGGAUUUUCAGUACUGAGAGGCCUGCGUUUUAAAAUUCACAAGGCCACCCACCUUCCAGUCAAGAAUAAAUUGGAAAGUAUUUUAAUUGACACGGAUACUGCAAUUCAACUGUUACUAGAAAGACAGAUUAGUUGAUUGAUUUGCAUUUUAAUAAAACUAAUACUUUACAUUUUGGUAGCUAAUGCUGAUUUUUAAAUGAGUUGAGAACUGUUAUCAAGAGUUUCAAUCCACAGCCCUUUCUCAGUGUUGACUGAAGCAUCCCCCUCUUUUGUGUGCAGUUUGCUUAUUUUCUUUUGGCCCAGCUGACUACUUCACACAUGACACUCACAAACCACCGACCCUGAAAACCUCAAGACAGUGAGGCACUGAGCAAGCCACACUGGAAAUUCUCAGUGACACCCCCAGCCCCAGCCCUAGCCCCAGCCUGGACUUCCCCAUCAGGCUCUCGAAGAUAAGGUUGGUGUCUUGUCCACGUUUGUUUUCUGCUAACAGUUGCACAGAAGUCGAAGGGGCCAAUAAAAAUAACCCUCCCAGCCAGCAACUCACUUGAUUCAUGAGCAGCCACAGUCCGCAACUGGGGAAAGAGGCCAGAGAGCUGCCAGCUGAGUCAGUUUGUAAGUCCAAGUACUGGUAAGAGUAGAGAGCACGGGGGAAGAUCAUGUUGUACAGGAAUCGUUUAAGCUCAAUGACAGUUUCUCUGCGGACAUGUAUCCCCCCAGUAUGAGUACCCGGUUUUUGAACAGAUAAUUUGUUAGCAAUUGUUUGCUGCUAUAAAUAGUGGUACACCUUCAGACUUCCAGAUACCUCAAAAUUGCUGCUGUGCCUUUGGCUAGACCCCAACAACUUGGGACCAAGUUUACCAAGAAAUUAAACGGCCAAAAGUUAGGUAUGUGGGAGACACACCCACAAACCACCUCCAGUUCAGCUAAUAAGCUCAUUUAUUGGCCUUAUUUCAGAGACCCAUAAAUAUCAAAAGAGAUCAAAAGGGGGCCGGAGCGAUAGCACAGCGGGUAGGGCGUUUGCCUUGCACGUGGCCGACCCGGGUUCGAUCCCCGGCAUCGCAUAUGGUCCUCCAAGCACCACCAGGAGUAAUUCCUGAGUGCAAAGCCAGGAGUAACCCCUGAGCAUCGCUGGGUGUGACCCAAAAAGCAAAAAAAAAAAAACAAAAAAGAGAUCAAAAGACGCAGUUAGGGCCUGUAGCGCAGAGGUAGGAGGAAACCCAUGACAGAGCUCCAGGCCCGCUUGGAUCGGAACUGGGCCUCCCCCCAGUUUUCCAGUAGCUUGGCUGUUACACCCACAAACUGCCCCCUGCACCAUAUAAUCUCAUCAACGGCCAAGACCCAGGACUAUAAAACUCCCGAAAGAGAGCGCUGCAGCCCCGAGCCAGACUAUCCACUGGGGCACCCCAGAAGGGAGUGGGUGAGAGCCCUUCCUGCCCCAAGGGACCCCAGCUCCGGCAGCAGCAGCAGAGCCUCACGCAUGAGUGAAGUCCUAUGGAACCCAGGUAAGGUGGAACUUUGUGACCUUGGACUCUGGGCUCAGGGGGACCAGGAGCAGAGAUCCUUUGUCCGCUUUCCCCAGUCUCCAGAGACCCAGGGUCAUGCCCAUAAGCCACCUCCUGCCGGCGCCAGAUGAUCUCCUCAUCAGCCAUGGUUUAGAUUGCAUGGCUGCUUCUCCCGAAAGGGAGCAUAACAUGAGGCCCCCAUAACCAUGCCACUGGACUCCAUGCCAGGUUGUUUCACACGGGGCACCUCAGAGGGAGGUGAGUGAGAGCCCUCCCCGCCCCAAGGGACCCAGCUCCGGCAGUCAAAAACCUCCAUAACCCAACCGCCACCACACUCAAGGCCACUCCCCAAGCACUCCAGCCGAGCCCCACAUAUGAGUAAACAUAUUCCUGGACCGUGUGGUCACACUACACAUCAUAAAACACUCCCUGCCCAUUCUCAAUAAUUACCACACCACAUUUGAUGGAGUUCAGAUAGUAGGCAACAAGUCAUAGAGGGAAAUACAUAUAUAUAUGCAUAUAUACAUAUUUUCAGAUGUAUAUACCAAAGCUCACAUCACCCAAACCUUAACAUGUUAGUGAUAUCCUAUAGAAUGUCUUAAUUGGCUCCUGCCAAAAUAGAGCAAUCCACGCUGUUUCCUAUAAAAACACUUUUUUGUGAGCAUAUUCAGCAGUUCUUCAUAACAGACCAUAUGAAAUAUUGUUUCGGUUCUAUUUUGGGACAGAGAUUGGGGUUUGGGAUGAAAACAUCCCGAAUUUUGUGAUGGAAAAGUGUAAUGGUGGUGGGAUUGGUGUUUGAAUAUUGAAUGUAAUCAAACAUUGUGAACUAACUUAUAGCA